Messenger RNA from Ruditapes philippinarum (Manila clam), 2998 nucleotides. Its product is annotated as E3 ubiquitin-protein ligase TRIM71-like. Lineage: Eukaryota; Metazoa; Mollusca; Bivalvia; Venerida; Veneridae. The coding region runs from base 202 to 1350 and encodes 382 amino acids. Gene Ontology annotation, molecular function: zinc ion binding. The record is from RefSeq and is a predicted model, not a curated record. The transcript has 2 exons.
UUGAACUUCCGCUUGCAAAGUCCAAUAUUAGCCUAGUCAAAAUAUAUUGACGUGCCAAAGCUUGAUUCUGAGAUAUUUUCGUUCUGGGACAGACUCUCGCUUUAGAGGCGAGAUAUUGCCCAGACACGAAAAUAGCACAAUAUAUUGUCGCGCAGUACAAUUAGUUGGACUAAAUAUUAGCCUAAUUAUUACAAGGCUGGUAUGGAGGUCCCUUGGAAAUUAGAUCUAGGAGCUGUAAGUGCCGAAGACUCGACAUUAGUAUGCCUCCCGUGUGAUAUUGAUGGUUUGAAGGAACCUGCUUAUGGCUUCUGCCAGGACUGCCAAGAGCACUUAUGUGAAACAUGCUUCAAACACCAUAGACGGCCACGCCAAAUGAGAAAUCAUGUCCUUGUUGAAAAAGAAUACAUGCCAAAGACCCAGGUAAAUGCACCUACAACAUCUGAAGAUAUGGAAGAUUUUUGGACGAAACACCAAGACAAACCACUAGAAUUCUAUUGUAGGGAUCACACAUCUGUGGCUUGUUAUGUGUGCGUUACAUUAGAACAUAAACAGUGUAACGUGGACUAUAUUCCUGAUGUUUCUGGAAACCUGUCUGAUGAGAUGGCUGAUAUAUUAGAACAAAUGGAAUCGUUGAUAACGAAAUGUAAAUCAAACAUAGAAUAUGCUUGCAAAGCUGCGCAACAUCUAGACCAAAGUCAUGCAAAAGUUGUUGAAGAUAUCAAAGUCUUCAGGAAAGAGAUAAAUAAAUGUUUGGACAGAAUGGAAACCAGAAUAUUAAAUGAAGCUGACACAAUUGUAAAAGAAGCAAAAUGUAAACAGGAACUCAUAUUAAAUGCUUGUUUAGAGAUAACGGAAGAACUUGAAUGUUCACAUGCGUUGUUAAGGUCAUUUAAAGAAGAGAUCAAGCAAACUAAGCGUUUUAUUAAGAUUAAAAACAUUAGAAAAAGUCUGCCAAUAUUGACAGAUAAGGAAAAGACUGUAUUGCAUGCAAAUACAGCGAACGAUUGUGUUCAAUUUACCCGCAACGCAAGCAUUAUAGAUUUUCUGAAGACUGAGAAUAACUAUGGAACAUUGUCAACAUUUGUGCAACCAUACCCAGAAAGAGCAAUAGAUUUACAAUAUAUAGAUACAAUAGACAUGAAACAGACAUCAGACAAAGAAAAAUGUAACAUUACCGGUAUGGUUUUGAUUGCUCCUACAAAAAUGGUUGUUGCUGAUAACAGUAACAAAAAAUAUAAAACUGAUCGACGUUCAGAAAAAUGUAAUUGUAACUGUGGUAGAGAUGUCUUCACGUCCGUUGGAUAUUAUAACUCUUCCAGAAAAAAAGCUUGCUUUAACUUUGUAUGGUGAAACAAUUGUUCAGAUAUGGUCUUAUUCUGAUGCAAAACUUUCAUUAGAUCAGUGUAUAGAUGUAAGAGAAUCGUGCAAUGGUGUUGCUUAUAGCCAGGAUAAAUUGGUUGUCUCUUGCAAAAAAUCAAAGAAAAUAAUCAUUUUGAAUUUUCAAGGAGAAAUUCUCGAAGUUCUUGGUUCUCCUACUUUAUUCUAUGGGCCUGUCAGAAUUUUCAUCAGAAGGGAUGAAACGUUUAUAUAUGUAUCGGAUGGGGUUUGGAGACAAAAUAGCAAGGUUUUGAAAAUUGAUUGGAAAGGAAAUGUCAAAACCAUUUUUGAAGACCCAAGAUAUAAUAUUCCUUACGGUCAACAACAAUUAGAAGAUGAGACUAUACUGGUAUGUUACAAAGACAGUAACACUAUUCUGAGACUGUCAAGCAGCUUAAAGAGAUGUGAUAUUAUUGGACUAGAGAAAGCAAAUAUUUAUUUUCCAACAGCUUUAACAUACUGUGACAGAGAACAAAAACUGUAUGUUAGUUGUUCAUCCGAUAUAGGGUCACCGCAGGCUGAUACUGUUAAAGUAUUCCAUGUAAAGUGGAUAUAAUCAUUACAAAGAAAGAAAUAUGUGGUCAUCAAUCUAUGUAUAAAAUUGAUAAUUUCUUUAGUUUGUUUUCUUCAUAUACUUUAUGGAUAUACUGAUAUUUAAUUGCACAGCUCAAGGGUUUAAUGAUCUGCAGAGAGUCACUGAGUUGAAGGAAACUGCCAAAAUAACCUUAGAAUAUAUAUAAUAAUAACUCUAUAAGAUAUUUAUGCUGUUGAACACUAUAAUUGCAAAAUUAAUUGGCCAUUUCCUUAUAUGUCCCCCUUCGCUAGGUUUAUAUGCCGUGUCAGAGACUGUUCAUUAUGAAAAUCUUCCAAAAACCUAAAAAGACAAGUCAGUUGUGUAAUAAUUGUGUAGAUCUCGAAUCAGAGCUACUCCAUGUUAUGCUCAAAUGACCAAUGAGAGCCAAAUAAAUUGUGAAAAAGCCUGUCAUUUUAACGUAUGAAAUGAAUCAUAAAAAGUUAAAAUUUCUGUGCUCAAAUACUGAUAUGGUUAGAAAAACAGAAAAUAUAUGUUGUAAUAUGUUGAAAACUAGAAACAAUGCUUUGUAAUGUAAAUCUACUUAAUGUUUUGAAUUAUGUAUAUAUGUUGAACUUUAUAUUGUACAGUGUACGCUUUUACCUAUUACUGAAUGUUUUAAUUUUGUAUUAGAGUCUGAAUUCUUCAAUCAAUCAUUUAGGUUUUACUAACUUAGAAAUUCCUUGCUAAUCCGUUUGCUAAAAUUCCUUAGUGAUAAUACAUAGUUUAUGGUGCUUUUAACUCUUGUGCAUCUUGUUCUGCUUUUUUCAAAAUCAUGUCUCAUUUUAUCUUUUCAUCUAUCACUUAACCCUAGUAAUAUCAUACAGUGGCUGUCAAAAUUAACAAGGAAUGUCUUACCAUUAUUUUGAGGAUUAUACAUGUAUGUAAGAACGAGACAGUCUGAACAUAAUACAUAUAUAUAAGCACAAUGUAGUCUCUUACAAUUCUACCCUAGCAUGGAUUUUUGCAAAGUAUAUACAUGUAAAUAAAUGUCAUGUUAUGAGGUGAUGCAUUGUGCUCUGGUGAGAGUUUAAUAAAAAUAUAAAUAAA